CUAUCAAGCCAAGUUUUUAACUUAUAGUAUCUUGAUAAAUAAUUUUUAAAUUAUAAUAUUUUGAGAAAUAAUUUUUUUCCCGUAGCAUGAUGGUCAAUUUCCCCUUUUGUUGUCAAUUGGAUGCUUGCUCUCAUGACAGGGAAAUAAUGAAGGCAUAUAUGGAAGCACUUCAUGAAUUAGCAGUGAACAUAGGAGUGAAAUUAAUGGAGUGUUUCGUGGGCUCAACAUCAUCAUCAUCAGAAACCAGGGAUGAUUUAAAAGACUGGCGAUGCCAAUUUAAGAUCAACAAAUUCAACUGUAGCCCUCAGACUCUGGGGCUCGUAGGACUCAAAGAGCACACUGAUCCAGGCUUCAUCACUGUUCUUCAAGACGAUGAACAUGUUGGUGGCCUUGAAGUCUUCAACCCUUCCUUUGGUUCCUAUGUUGACGUCCCUCCCCAAUAUGGCACUUUCCCUGUUAAUCUUGGAGAUAUUGCUCAUGUAUGGAGCAAUGGAAGGUUUUUGACUGUGAAUCAUCGUGUGCUGUGCAAGGAAGGAAGGCCCAGAAUUUGCCCUCUGACGGCUAUCUUUGGACCAAAGAAUAAAGAUGUUGUAUUUGCAAAAGAGUUUGUGGACUGUGACCACCCAUGUCAGUUCGAGCCUUUCUAUUUCGAAGAUUACUUGGGGACACGUUGGUCCACAAAUUUGAGGGGUAGGGAAGCACUUGAUGCCUUGCGCAUUCACCCAUCAAAUACUGAAGAUCCAAGAUCUAAAGAUCAUCAACUUACUGGAGAAGUAGAUGAGUUGGAGAGAGAAAGAUAAUAAAUUUCCAAUCACUCGAAGGAAGGGAGA
Prosopis cineraria is the source of this 830-nucleotide messenger RNA. Its product is annotated as 2-oxoglutarate-dependent dioxygenase DAO-like. Lineage: Eukaryota; Viridiplantae; Streptophyta; Magnoliopsida; Fabales; Fabaceae. Gene Ontology annotation, biological process: auxin catabolic process. The transcript is spliced from 3 exons. The coding region runs from base 87 to 800 and encodes 237 amino acids. Gene Ontology annotation, molecular function: indole-3-acetaldehyde oxidase activity; dioxygenase activity. The record is from RefSeq and is a predicted model, not a curated record.